GCAAUGAGUCCAAGUUCCCGUACGAAACCUGGUCCAAGAGCUACGAGGAUGUCCAGUCCAAAGUCCAAACUAUUCGUGGGCAACGAGACAACUUCGGCCUGCCUCACCUCAUGAUCGAGAAGACGAAGACCUAACAACCACUGUUCUUCGUGGGUUAAUGUCGCCUGUUGACGGAACUCAGCCCCAAGCUCCCUUUUGUACCACAGGAUAAGCAUUUUCUCUUCUUGAAGACAGAACAAAAACUGUUUGAUCAUUUGUUUAUAUUGAAAAUUUUGUUCUUUUCUUCGAUUAUGCAAAUACCCAGAUGGCGAAGCGUUUUUAUACUGAAAAGCAGCUUGAUUCCAACUUUGUCAUCAUCGACAACAUCAAUAACAAAGACCCAUUGUGCUUCAAUUCAUUCUACACCUACUACAUGCGAAAAAUGGAAGAACAAAUGGAACGCUGAUGUAAGCAGAUUCCAACAACCAUCGAAGAAUUACGUAAGGUAUGCAGUACGUCAAAAACGUGCCGAUGCAAAGAGAGCUCUAAAAGACCUUCUCUUCAACAAUGGUUCCUCUAAACCUUCAUUCAAGGAUGAAGAGUCAUUAUGGGCUUGUGAUCCAGAGCAUUCACAUGGCACUGGUAAGAAAAGGCAAGUAAAGUCUUCUGCUCGACAUCGAGGGAAAUCUCAUGCCAAGAAAAUGAAACGUAAGUUUAGGAGAGAGAGUUUCUCUGAGGACUCUGAUGGUCGUGAGACAUUUUUUCAAGCUACAUUUGGAAAAAGAUGGUAUACUUGGUAUUUUAAUGAGUCUUCUUACCGAUGUUCAACAUUUGGAUUUGACUGGAGAGAGCAUCCAUACUGGACAAAUCAUAGAGAUAAAGACUGGGAUGCUAGAAGUGAAACUGAGUCUGUUAAUGAGUAUUGUUCUGUCGGAUCUUUUCAUGAUAGAACAAUCCUCGGUUUGCCUCCAGGUGGUCCUUUAAGGAUUGAAGAUGUUAAAGAUGCUUUCCGCAUGUCAGCAUUAAAAUGGCAUCCUGAUAAGCAUCAAGGCCCUUCACAGGCAAUGGCUGAAGAAAAAUUCAAACUCUGCGUUAAUGCAUACAAAUCACUAUGUGAUGCUCUGUCCUCAGUCUAAUCACUAGGUUGCAUUUUGCAAUCAAAAUCAAUACUGCAUCCCAAGGGGUUUCCCCAUUUCAUUCAGGCACAAUAUUUCUGGAGAUUGGAGAAGAAGUGAACUGUAAUCAAAUCCAAUUGCUUCCCAGUAAUGUGGAAGCUCUAGAUUUCCAACCCCUCCAGAAUGGAAAUGUGGCCCAGCCUGCCAAUCAUUACUUAUUUCAACCUGUUAUACAGGAUUAAAUAUCUUUUAUUUCUGUGAUUUAACAAUUUUAUUUACUACAGUUAUGAUAAUAAUAUUUCUUUUGAUUAA
This is a messenger RNA of Hevea brasiliensis (rubber tree), 1406 nucleotides long. RefSeq lists its product as uncharacterized. NCBI's taxonomy places the organism in Eukaryota, Viridiplantae, Streptophyta, Magnoliopsida, Malpighiales, Euphorbiaceae. The record is from RefSeq and is a predicted model, not a curated record. The coding region runs from base 291 to 1115 and encodes 274 amino acids. The transcript has 7 exons.